AUGUGGAAACACAUUACAACCAAAGAAGGCGUUGGACAUAAGUCCCCUGACUACCUGCUGUCCACUCCAGGGGUUGUUGAGAACCUCAGCUUAUCAUUUCACAACUCACAUACUAUGCAUCAAAUCAUUAAUACUAUUCCAUCACAUUCGCUUUGGCACACCGCCUACCUGUCCUUUCCAGACAAUCCAGAGGAACAACACAUGGUCCAGUAUAGGGGCCCACUAGAAGCCAUAUGCACUUUACUGGGGAAUCCUGCUCAUGCAGAGACCAUCAUCUACAAGCCUUGCAAGGUUUUCUCUGAUGAAAGCAAGGAAAAUCGGAUUUAUAGUGAGAUGUGGAUGGGAAAGUGGUGGCAUGCACUCCAGGAACAAUUACCAGAAGGCUCAGUGGUCACACUAGUGAUCAUAGCGACUGAUAAAACCCAGCUAACCAAAUUCUCUGGUAGCAAAUCAGCCUACCCCAUGUACCUCACUCUUGGCAACAUCCCUAGAGCCAUUAGGUGUAAGCCUUCCCAACAGGCAUGUAUCCUAGUAGGUUACCUCUCCAUGGACAAGAUAUCAAACUCUAAACUCUCCAAGAAGGAGAAAAUGUCCAGAAUACAGUGUUUAUUCCAUGACUCUAUGUGUACAAUCCUGGAACAUUUAAAGGAGGCUGGGCAUACUAGGAUGGACAUGGUUUGUGGAGAUGGAAAGGUCCAGAGGAUACACCCUAUUCUUGCCUGUUACAUGGCUGACUAUCUGGAACAGUGUUUGGUCACCUGUGUGAAGUAUGGGACUUGUCCCAAAUGUCAGAGCCCAGUGUCAGAGCUUGGUUCCAAUACACCUGGAGAACUGCACACUCAAGCAUGGACCAUGGGAGUGAUCAAGGAUGCCAAAGCCAAAUCUCACAACCUCCAUAAAUUUCACUCACUCUGUCAAUCCAAGGGGGUUUCUGGUAUGGUGCAGCAUCCAUUCUGGGAAGGAUUUCCCUAUUUCAACAUUCAUCUCUCCAUGACCCCUAAUAAUGGAUGGAGUGAGCUCUCCCAGAUCUCUGAUAGAGAGAGAAAAGAGAUGGCACACAUCUUACUGGGAUGCUUAGUGGGAAAGGUUCUUAGAAGGGUCAUACUUGCCUACCACUCCCUACUAGACUUCAUCUAUUUAGCCCAGUACCCCACCCAUGAUGAUCACACCCUAGGCUAUCUCCAAGAUGCUUUGGAUGUAUCUCACAAACACAAGGCGGUGCUUAUUGAGCUGGGUGUAAGGGACCACUUCAAUAUUCCCAAAAUACACAGCCUCACUCACUAUAUCAACUCUAUUCACAUGUUUGGUGCUAUGGACAAUUACAAUACCGAGGCUUUUGAGUGCCUCCAUAUCAAUUUUGCCAAGAAUGCCUGGAGGACUACCAAUAAAAGGGAUGAGCUCCCACAAAUGGCUUCCUGGCUGGAUAGGUAUGAGAAUGUUCUAGGCAAAACACCUAACCCAUGUGAAACUAAUCCCUGGCCUCACAUAUCCAUAUCAAAAAGGCCCCAUCAUUAUGGUCAAUCACUUCAAGAUAUCAUGGAGUCUCCUUGCUGCCCUGGACUGAUACAGGACAUAAAAAAUUAUCUUAAUCAGUUGCAGAGAAGGGCUAUAGGUGAAGGUUUGGGAUAUAAUAGAUUGGAGAUGAUGCAGCUUCCAUUUGAAAAGCUUGAUGUAUACCAUGGUUUUAAGUUUGUUUUGGAGGAACUGGGGGAGGAUGCAGUGGAUGACUGUGGACCAAAUGACUGGGUAAGAGCAUGCCCAAAGACUAGAGGCCCCCAUGGUUAG
Suillus subaureus is the source of this 1785-nucleotide messenger RNA. RefSeq lists its product as uncharacterized. The transcript has 6 exons. The coding region runs from base 1 to 1785 and encodes 594 amino acids. Lineage: Eukaryota; Fungi; Basidiomycota; Agaricomycetes; Boletales; Suillaceae. The record is from RefSeq and is a predicted model, not a curated record.